Anopheles gambiae (African malaria mosquito) is the source of this 4396-nucleotide messenger RNA. It is a transcript of the gene mthl5, whose product is annotated as probable G-protein coupled receptor Mth-like 5. Gene Ontology annotation, cellular component: membrane. Bases 2078 to 3559 code for a protein of 493 amino acids. Gene Ontology annotation, biological process: cell surface receptor signaling pathway. The record is from RefSeq and is a predicted model, not a curated record. NCBI's taxonomy places the organism in Eukaryota, Metazoa, Arthropoda, Insecta, Diptera, Culicidae. The transcript is spliced from 4 exons. Gene Ontology annotation, molecular function: transmembrane signaling receptor activity.
AGAGUGUAUGAAGGGGGCAUUAAGGAAAAGUGUCCCAUCCUUCGAGAUAGCACGGAGAGUGUUCAAUAGAAACAGAACCGUUAUUGUUUUUAUUAUCUAUACCGGCUCCUUCAGUUCAGUCCAAUAGCGCAUCAGCAGCCCGGUGGUACCACUUGUCUUCUGUCUCUCGAACCUUAUCGGGAAAGAACACCGUUCGGGUUUGUGGGACCCGCACUUAAAGCCUGCACUCUCCCGCAGGCCCACUGGGAAUGUUCGAUUAACGUUCUUCCAUAUCCUGUCCCCGCUCAAAACUGGCGUCCGAAGAUGGGACCCACACAAACAAUUCCUUGUUGCUGAUGUUGAUGAGGUGGCUCCGUGUUGCAAAAACUCGGUAGACAUUUUCAGUCCUUAUACUAUACUAACUCGGCCAAACGGGACCUGAUGCUGGUCGCCGUCAACGCCGGCUGCGUUCUUAUCAUCACGUACGCAUCGUUCGCAUCGUCGUCCCGCACAGACCAAUCAGUCCCCGGUGGAACUGGAGGGAGGGCCGCGCACCAUGGCAAAGACCCAUAUCGAGAGAGUAUCGUGUCCCCCAGUAGUUUGGAAUUGGCAAGAUAAAAGGAAUGCGAAAAUAUCUUCAAGAUGCUGUCGUCGUUGCUGCUGAGGUGGGGGGGGAUCGAUGGGGCCGACCACAGAUACAUAAAAAGUGUAAAAUUAACAACCGGCCCCACCUCGCACCGCACCGCACACAGGGAGGGAUGAAUGGAAUCUUUAACACGCAGAGUUUUUGCUUGGACCGAACAGUAAUUGAAGUGGCUGGAAGUGGGACACUGAUUCCAAAACCGAUAUAAAUAACGGAACUUGCCUCAAAUAAUUCGAAAGUAUAUAUUAGCGCAGUGUGGCACACUGAAUUCUCGUUCAUUUCGUCUUUGUAAGUGGUGCGGAUUUUAAGCACGUAUUUAAUAAAAUCCAUGGCGCUUUUCUGCUAACAAAUCUAUCAAACAAGAUGGGAAGCAUCGUCGAAUUACAGCCAUCCCUGGAACUGGGGGGGAUGAAAACUGAAACGCAUAAUUAAUAGUACACCACCACCAAUCAUGCUGUUCCGGGCAGAUGAUGAAGCGAGCCGAGUGGCAUUUGUGUGGCUGACUAAACGAAACACAGUGAAGAGCAUAAAUAAGUAAUUGCUUCCCGUCAGACGCUAAGCUUCGCUGCUCUCUUUCCGCCAUGCGAAGGCACACUUUACGAAGCAGGAGGAAGCUUCAUUCAGCUAGAGAUGCCGUCUACGCAAAUGACAAACAUCAAAUCAAACACACGCUCAGAAACAGGACACGCAAAUGGCCAUCCACUCAAAGGGUUCUUCCACAAUCCGUGCACGGAAGGGUGCUGCUCGUCUAUACACAACAAGAGCCCGGCUACCCAAGCUAACGACCAAACCGGUGGCUCCCAAACCGCCUUCUGACCCACACAUUGCUCCUUGGGUCGUCAAUCAAAACCCGUUGUGGUCGAUUGGCUGAGUGUGCUUUAGCUAUCUGGUCGGAAGUUUGGCUAAGAGAACUAACAUUAACAUAAGCUUAUGGUCUCUUUACCAUCCAGGUUGGGGUGUGUGUUGAAUUUGUCCUACAACUAUUGAAUUAGAUCGCGAACAAACACACACAGUUUUAGCAAUACAAUGUUUUGUUGAAAAAGUACUAAUGUAUAUUAAUUUAAAAGCUCCUCAAAAUAUCCUCCCAUCACGUGGGAUCGUCGUCAUGGAUGAUUUUUCUGCACAUCGGCCAUCAAAUUAUAAUGAGAUCACCCUACGGCGAUAGAACGAUGACGAUGCACUGCAGCUAAGAGUCAACUGGAACUACGGUUAUGUCUUUGAAUGUCCCUGCCCCGUCCAAACCAUCUUUCACACAGCAGCGGAGGAGGGGAGCGCGGAACCGUUCAUCAUUCUCGUGACAAAACGAGACAAUACCCAACAGCGAAUCUCAACACCCGCUCAACAUCAGCUAAUCUCACCAACUUACCCCUUACAAUCCACCACCCAGUGCAUUUAGUGUGUUGCACGUUGUUGUGUUUCACUGCGCUGCGUGAGCGCGACUUAUAGAUACCCAAGAUGCCAGCAACAGCAGCCACCAUCUCAGUGAUGGCCGUCACCGCCAUUGCCGUUACAUUCCUUGCCGUAAUGGUUGGCCGAACCGAUGCGACUACAACUUCGCCGGUGCGAGUAAACAAAUGCUGCGAGAAGUUUGAGGUCGUGUACGACGGAAAGUGUACGGUCGCUUCCACCGUAAAUGCUACCGUAUGGAAGCCAGAGUUCAUUGGUCGAAAAGGCGAACGAAACGUGCAGGUCGACAACUAUCGUUUCAUCAUUGGCCUGCCGGACUGUGGCACGAAACAAAAGUUCAACAUCUACGAAUAUCACGACAGCUACGACAAAUUGAUUCUCUUUCCGGACGGUCAGCUACGGCAUCUGAUCCUGCGCCAUCAUAGUUCGAUGCAGGGCAGCGUCGGAAGCUAUCUCGACGAGGAUUACAUCGAUGCCGGUGACAGUAAUGUGCCGCUGCUACAGUACGACUACGAGCAGGGGCUGUACUGUAUGGAUCGCGCUAUUGGAAUCGCCGGCGAGGCCGGCGGCGAACUGAUGGAGGGCUUGAUAGCGAAGGUAUGCUCACCGAAGGAGGAAACACAUUGGACCGACAGUGAUGUGAUGCUGCGGAAGAUUAUUAACCCGAUCUGCCACGGGAUCGCAAUGAUCAUACUGCUCGUCGUGGCGAUCAUCUACUUCGUGCUGCCGACGCUGCGCGAUCUCGUCGGCAAUAUGGUGACAACGAUCACGAUGUGCUUGAUCGUGAGCCAGGCGGCCGAUCUGGUGCGCAUCUUCACCGAGUUCAGCAAUCACGUGAGUUUCCUGAUUGCGGACCUGUUCUUCUACGUCAGCCUGCUUGGCGCCUUCUUUUGGCUGAAUGCGAUGGGCUACUACAUCUGGAAGAUGUUUCGCACGCGCAACGUUUUUCUGCGGGUCAGCGACGGCCGGAAGUACUGCUGGUACUCGGGAUACGCCUGGGGCUGUACCGGUACGAUGGCGGCCAUUGCCGUGUUUGCUCACUACUUUCUCGACCUGCCCGGAAGCAAUCGCAGUGUGGCUGGUGCGGACACCCACCAAAGCGCGAGGGAAAGCUUUUUCGAGGGACAGGACAACAUCAGCUGGCUGGGCAUUGCCGUGUUCUUUACCCCGAUCGCGUUCAUCAUCAUCGUGAACAUAUUCUUCUUCGUCACAACGCUGCGCUUCAUCAAUCGGAUGCACACGUACGGACGGAUUCAUCAUAAGCUACGGUGCAGCUUCGUGAUGUUCACGCUCAUUUUUGCCACGAUGAGCGUCUCCUGGUUGUUUCUCAUACUUUCCUGGCUGCACUUUGACGGGCUGCUGUACAUGCACAUAAUCGCGAAUGCGUUACAGGCGCCCUGCAUCCUCUACAUUUGCGUGCUGCGUCAAAAGCAUGUCACAUUCCUAGUGAAAUCGUGCUUCCGCGACCAAGCACCUCAGACGACCGAGUGGGGCGACGAGAUGACAUACAUGAACGGUGGUGAUUACUAGCGUGGUGUGUGUCUUGGGGCGCAUGAUAAAUGUAAAUGCGUACAUCGAUACUAAGCGACCUUCCCUUGAGCCGUGGUGUAACAGUUCGAUUUCAAUCACUCACUCCAUCAAUCGUUGAUGUAAGGAUAAUUCUCAGUAAAAUUGGAGCAGAAUCCCCGUUUUGAUAUUUCAUAUGCACAAAAAAGACUACGAGUCUCAGUAAGGACAGCAAGAGGUGGACAAGUGGUGUAAUAAGUCCAUUACGACCGCACCAUUUGCACCGACGGAACCGUCCACUGGCAAAUUUUGAUUUGGUACUAGUAGUGUAAAGUUGUAGCGAGGUAUAUUAUGUUUUUUUACUAUGCCAGACGAACAAGAAACAUGCAUCUCAGGCCGAUUACACAUGCUUCCAGGCUUCCAAAUUGCAGUAUCAUAGUCAUAGUUUUUACACGCAUAUGUUGCAACCGCUACCUAGCUUAGUCAUAAAGUGUAACAAGAUUAGAACAACAACGUCUCCUUGUGAAUCGUAGACCGCAAGCAUAUUUUGCUAGUAUGUAUAAUUUGGUCAAUUACUCUUUUACUCUCUCUUAGCUAUCUGUUUAGCAAUUAGCGUAACAAUAAGUAAGAUAAAAAAGUAGAGCAUAUUUGUAUAAAGAGUAGACAUAUCGUAAGAUAGUUUGAUAAACAUAUUGGUGCAGUUGUACUUCUCGACACAACCAAACAGUGGCUUACCGCUAUUUUGGCGUAAAAAAUACUUCUAAGCUUACACAACAAUAAAUUACGCAAAAUGAUCCAAUGCGUUUGUUUAGAAAAUACAACGUAUUCGAAAAUAAACGUACUGUUGCAUAACAAACGAAA